This is a messenger RNA of Dipodomys spectabilis (banner-tailed kangaroo rat), 1183 nucleotides long. RefSeq names its product vesicle associated membrane protein 4 (gene Vamp4). NCBI's taxonomy places the organism in Eukaryota, Metazoa, Chordata, Mammalia, Rodentia, Heteromyidae. The record is from RefSeq and is a predicted model, not a curated record. Gene Ontology annotation, cellular component: membrane. Gene Ontology annotation, biological process: Golgi ribbon formation; vesicle-mediated transport. The coding region runs from base 166 to 588 and encodes 140 amino acids. The transcript is spliced from 8 exons.
GCAGCCGCGGCGCAGCGGCCGACGCGGGGUCCGCGCCCACCGUCGCCGGCCCGGCCUCCUCCGCGCUCGGCGCCCGCCCGCGCCUUCCUCCGCCCGCCCGGACUCCUCGGGAGCCCCAGGGUGAAUACUGCCUCUGCUGGGAAAUAGAAGAGUGUGAGUAGAAAUAUGCCCCCCAAGUUCAAGCGCCACCUCAACGAUGAUGAUGUUACUGGCUCGGUGAAAAGCGAAAGGAGAAAUCUUUUGGAAGAUGAUUCAGAUGAAGAAGAGGACUUUUUUCUGGGACCAUCUGGACCAAGAUUUGGACCUAGAAAUGAUCAAAUUAAGCAUGUGCAGAGCCAGGUGGAUGAAGUUAUUGAUGUCAUGCAAGAAAAUAUCACAAAGGUAAUUGAAAGAGGGGAGAGACUGGAUGAGCUGCAGGACAAAUCAGAAAGCUUAUCGGACAAUGCAACUGCUUUUAGCAACAGAUCGAAACAACUUCGAAGGCAGAUGUGGUGGCGAGGCUGCAAGAUAAAAGCCAUCAUGGCUUUGGUUGCCGUCAUCCUUUUGCUAGUGAUUAUCAUUCUUAUAGUUGUGAAAUACCGUACUUGAUUUGAUGACAGAGAUCCUCAUUAAACAAGAUCUGGGACAAUAAUAAUAAUAAAAGAUUGCUGCAUAAUUUAAAUGAAAUCUAUGUAUAUAACUUCCCAAACUUCUUUUUCAAGAAAUUAAGAGGCAAGUAUCCCUUCAAAUUGGAGCAUUGAGAAUGUCCAAUUAUUGUCUUUCCUUCUAACAAAAUCUCCUUUGUAUAAUUAUGUUUAAGGCAAAGAUAACUAUUUUGCUGUAUUCCAAGGAUCUAAUUUGAAGCUAGAUACUUGCCAGUUCAUUGUUGGUGUAUAUAGCUAAACAUUGGUGACAGUAUUUCAUACUAGUAUGUUAGUGAUAUAAGGACUUGAAUUACUGCAUCAAACGGGGGCAAGACUGGGGUCCGGAAGCCUCUGUUGAGUACCAAGUUAGUGUGCUAAACGCAGUGCGUAACACUUCCUCAGCACUUGCAAGAAUGCCCUUCUCUUCCUGUUGGAAUUGCUUUGCCAGCGCUUUCCACAUGUGUGUGGAGUUGUAACAAAGGCUAAAUGUUGUAAAUGUUUCUGUCUUCAACCAUCACUAAAAGCACUCCAGUAAACUUACUUUUGCUUGUAUAAGGGAA